AUGUUCAACACCAACGAAACGCAAAAGCCGCACAUCCUGGUCAUCGGUGGCGCCUAUGGAGGGUUCUCCGUCGUUACAAAUGUGUUGAAUUUGAUGGAGGGAAAUCCUCAAUUAGCUUCACCUCUUCCUCCACCCCCACUGGAUGACUGCACGAUUCGGACAACUCCGCGGAUAACAAACCUCGACGAACGAGAUGGAAUAUAUCAUACCAUGGGAUCACCGCUAGUCCAUUCUAAUUCAGACUUCGCAUCGGAAGCUUGGAGGAGAUUUGACGAUAUACCCAUUCUUUAUCGUUACAAUGUCCGUACGAUUCAGGGAAAAGUAGAUUCAAUUGACAUGGCGUCUCGAGUCGCCACAUACCAGGAGAAUUCUACUAGCCCAUCGAAGCACAUCCCCUACGACUACUUGGUUGUGGCGACAGGAACAAGUAGAGAUUGGCCGGUAGUGCCACAAUCAUCAAAAAGGGAGGAGUACCUGCGAGAUAUUCAUGACAACAUCGAGAGCUUGCGUGGCUCAAAAAGAGUGGUGAUAGUUGGUGGAGGCGCUGUUGGUGUGGAAUUUGCUGCAGAGAUCAAAGCUAAUUUCCCAAGCACGGAAGUUUAUCUGAUUCAAUCUCGUCCACACCUUCUUCACGCCGAGCCUCUCCCCAUCGGAUUCAAACAGCGAGCAGCUGAUAUUCUUGCUGGACUGGGUAUCCAGCUUCUGUUGAGUUGUAGGGUUGACAAGAUUCUAGAUGGUGGUCGAUCAGGAUUCAAGAGCAUGCUCACAUUGUCGAACGGACUUCGUCUCGGAGCAGAUCAUGUAAUACACACAAACUCGCCUCACCUGGCCCGCACGGACUUCCUCCCGAGAAAGGCACUCAACUCACAGGGGUAUAUAAAUGUUCGACCUACGCUCCAGUUUCCGUCAGAUUUAGUGAACGCAGAUUUUCAUUAUGCAGCCGGUGAUGUGGUUUCGUGGUGUGGCAUCAAGAGAGUGGGCAACGCAUUCAUAAUGGGUCAACAUGUUGCCACAAACAUUGUCCGUCAAAUAUGUAGCAGUCAGAUGAAGGAAGGUUCUAUAACACUAGCCAUGUGUCCUCAAAUCCGACCUAUGAUGGCAUUAUCGAUUGGAGAUACUGCUUUAGUUUAUCCCAAAGGCGAAGGCGAUUCGUGGGGCGAAGAGCAACAAAGUUUAGUUGUGGGACGAGGUCUUGGUAUUGAAUUAUGCUCAGCCUAUCUUCGAAUUUGA
Molecule: messenger RNA, 1230 nt
Organism: Botrytis deweyae
Lineage: Eukaryota; Fungi; Ascomycota; Leotiomycetes; Helotiales; Sclerotiniaceae
Exons: 5
Coding region: 1-1230 (409 amino acids)
Cellular component (GO): cytoplasm
Molecular function (GO): electron-transferring-flavoprotein dehydrogenase activity; flavin adenine dinucleotide binding
Source: RefSeq, a predicted model, not a curated record